Molecule: messenger RNA, 1308 nt
Organism: Saccoglossus kowalevskii
Lineage: Eukaryota; Metazoa; Hemichordata; Enteropneusta; Harrimaniidae
Source: RefSeq, a predicted model, not a curated record
AUGUGGGAACAUUUCUUAGCAGCUUGGAAUGGAGCCCAUUUCUUUCUACACAGUACAGUGACACUUGCCUCAGACAUUGAUAUCUUUACAGAUGCUUCAUCCACUGUGGGCUUUGGGGGAUAUUUUAAAGGGAGCUGGUUCUGUGAUAAGUGGCCAGUUGAGUUAGAUUCACAACAUAAUAAUGACUUAUCCAUGGCUUUGCUUGAGCUGUAUCCCAUUGUAGUGGCAGCAAUGCUUUGGGAGAUUUCGCCUCUUGGCACCAGCAGCACAACAGCACAAGACUCCGUGCCCAUCGUUUUACAGAAUAACCCAAAUUUAGAUGAGCAAUUCAACCAUUUAUGGAGUUUCGCAAUAACAAGUAAAACAAGGCAGGCGUACAAUUGUGGUCAUGCACAGUUUAUCAGAUUUUUAACCAUGAAUAAUGUUCCUGUUUCCAGUCCUUUUCUGCCAUCAAUUUCUGAAAAUUUACUUUUACUUUUUAUCACUUAUUGUUAUGAACACUUGCAUUUGAGUGCUGCUACUAUUGAGUUGUAUUUAUCUGGUAUCAGAUUUAAAUAUAUUGAGGCAGGGUUUCCUAACCCUUUAAGAUCAUUUCAUGGCGGCCCUUUAGAUAGAUUAAAGUUGCUAAUUAAAAGUAUUAAGCGUGUGCAAGGAAAACCACGUAGAGAGAGACUUCCAUUAACAGCUAACAUUGUGGCACAAUUGAUCAAAGCUUUAAAGAAAGGAGUUUUCACCCCCUACACAGAUGUUUUAUUAGAAGCAGUCAUUUUAGUAGCUUUUUUUGGAUUUCUCAGGUGUGGGGAGUUUGCUAUAGACACAACUCAAUUUGAUCACCAGGUGCAUUUAUGUGUAGAGGAUGUAAAAUUCAAGGAUACAAGUCGGGUCUACUUAACUUUGAAAAAGACCAAGACUGAUCCGUUCCGAAGGAGAACUACACUCACUCUCUGUAGUAAUGAUAGCCUCUGCCCAGUCAAGGCUUUACAGGUUUAUAUCAACUUACGACGUCACAGGAAUCCUUUGGUUAAACCAUGCGAUCCCCUAUUUAUUUUUAGAGAUGGCCUACCAUUGUCACGCUCGCGUUUCUUACAUUACCUUCGCUCCCUUCUUAACAUUAUUGGAGUCGAUGCCAGGAAAUAUUCUGGUCAUUCCUUUCGAAUUGGGGCUGCCACCACAGCAGCACAUGUUGGUGUUCAAGACUACUUAAUUAAAUCUUUGGGACGCUGGUCAUCUGACAGUUACAAUCGUUAUAUUCAUGUUUCUGACAAGUCCUUAUUUGCAGCCCAGUCAGCAUUAGUUAACAAAGUUUAA